This is a messenger RNA of Erythranthe guttata (spotted monkey flower), 1964 nucleotides long. RefSeq names its product xyloglucan galactosyltransferase XLT2. Gene Ontology annotation, molecular function: galactosyltransferase activity. Lineage: Eukaryota; Viridiplantae; Streptophyta; Magnoliopsida; Lamiales; Phrymaceae. The record is from RefSeq and is a predicted model, not a curated record. Gene Ontology annotation, biological process: xyloglucan biosynthetic process.
CUUAAAACUAACUUAAAUCAUAAUCACUAACUUUUGCUUUUAAAUAAUCAUUUGCAAACACCAUUAUAGUAGAUUUUGAAUUACUAUAAAUUAUUAAGAAUUAUUCCAUAACUCCAUUUUUAACUAGCUUAGAUAAAUUCCCCAAAAUACCCCUAGAUUCAAUUUUUUUCUUCAACAAAUCAAAUCUUCUCAAGUUCUCCUCAUUUUCCCAUAUUAUACGCAACCCCCCUUAAUAAUAUCAACUUCCACUUUCAACCCAUAGUAUUACAUAUUCCAUGCUGCCGAGUACUCCUCCGCCGCCGCCCGACCACCACCACCACCACCCGAAGAAACCCAAAGAACUCAGAACCACCCUCCACUCCGUCAAAUCCCACAUCUCCGCCCACCACUGUGCAUGGCUCUCCGCCACCGUCCUCCUACAGCUCCUAAUCAUCCUCUUCCUCAGCCGCGCCUCUCCUCCGCCGCCUCCCCCCUCCGUCCACCACCACCACUUCGAAUCCGCCGAUGAAGAUCGAACCUGCAAAAACGGACGGAUAUACGUCUACGAUCUCCCCCCGAUGCUCAACAAAGACCUCCUCGAAAACUGCCACGACAUAGACCCAUGGAGCUCCCGCUGCACCGCCGUCUCCAACGGCGGAUUCGGUCCUCCCGCCACCGGCCUCUCCGGCGUCGUUCCGGCGAACCUCACCCCCGCCUGGUACUGGACCGACAUGUACGCCGCCGAGGUGAUCUACCACGACCGUAUGAACAGCUACAAGUGCAGAACCCUAGAUCGGAACCAAGCGACGGCGUUCUACAUCCCCUUCUACGCCGGACUCGCCGUCGGAAAAUUCCUCUGGUUCAACUACACCUCCAAGCACCGCGAUUUCCACGCCGCCGAGAUGCUGAGCUGGGUCUCGAAUCAGGACCCGUGGAAAAAGUCAAACGGGUCGGAUCACUUCAUCAUGCUGGGUCGGUUAACGUGGGACUUCCGUCGACUAACGGACGAUAACGGCGAGUGGGGCACCAAGUUCAUCUACAUGCCGUUAAUGAAGAACGUCCUCCGUUUAGCCGUUGAGAAAAGUCAAUGGGACGACUUAGAAAUCAGCAUACCUUACCCAACAUCCUUCCACCCGAGAUCCGAACCCGAUAUCCGACAAUGGCAAACCCUAAUCCGAACCCGUAAACGAUCGAGUCUUUUCACCUUCGUCGGGGCGACCCGGAAAAAAAUCCGGAACGAUUUCCGUGGCGUACUAAUGAAUUACUGCAAGACCGAGUCGGCCGCCUGUCGGGUAGUCGACUGCUCCGUCGCGCGGUGCUACGACGGGGCGCCGGCUAUACUCGAGGCGUUUCUCGACUCGGAUUUUUGCCUGCAGCCGAAAGGGGACGGGUUUACCCGCAGAUCCGCUUUCGACUGCAUGCUGGCGGGGUCAAUCCCCGUCUUUUUCUGGAGGGGGAGCUUCGAGUAUCAAUACGAGUGGCAUUUGCCUCGCGACGCGUUGACUUACUCCGUUUUUAUCGAUCACGGAAACGUUAGGAACGAUACUUCGAUCAUUAGGAACGUGUUGGAGAAGUUUAGUAGAGAGGAUAUCGAGAAGAUGAGAGAGAAAAUCAUCGAUUUCUUGCCGAGGUUGUUGUAUUCUCGAUCGAAUACGGAUUUAGGAAGCGUCGAAGACGCCUUCGAUGUAGCUAUGGAUGGUGUGUUGAGAAGGUUUAAGCAACAAAAAAUGGACACAAAAUUAAAAGGUUAGAUUAGAUUUUUUUGGACUUUUUUUUUAAUUACAAUUAUAAUUUUUUUGUAAUGAUAUAUCAUAUUGUUUUUCAAUUCUUAUAUACUUCAAUUUGUUGUAUAGUUUUUCUUUGAUCCAUUUUGAAAUAAUACUUGAUUAGAUUUUUGUUUUUUGGAUCUUUCAUUUAUGGAUAUACCAAAUGUAUUCUUCAAGCUUUUAAUUAUGAACUUUGAAUAAAAAGUAUCAACUUUUUUU